AUGCCAGAGGCCACAAGACAAACAUCAACAAAGGACGGCAGUGAUGAGCCCAGCGAUCACCCAAACGGCUUUGUUACUAUUCGCGAGAUCGAUGGUCAGCGGGUAAACAUGCGCAUUUAUAAUGACGGACGCAUAUCGGGAACCUUACCUGAUGGAAGCCGGCCAGUAUCUCGCAGCGGAACUUCUACCACACGGAGAGGGCACUCUGCCGCGUUUAGUGGUGGCAGAAUGGGAGCGCUCCGUAGAAUGUCAAUGAGAACAGGAUCUCGUAUGAAUAGCUCAAGGCAUCACCCUUAUGGCGGAAGACCGACCCCUCGCAGUGUCCCCGACAAUCUCGAUGCGAAGAACAUGCCUCCUAUUGAUUGGUCCCAGACCUCUACUGCUAAUCCAUCCACAUCGUCACAGGUAGAAGGUCAUAAUAGCGGUGCUGGCGGUGCUGACGGGCCCACGUCGGCACCGACUAUGACCAUUCCACACGAACAAGAGUCCGAUGAGGCCAGGGGAAGAAGACUACAGUCACAGCCAGAGCCAAGAAGUCCUUCAUCAAGCCCCGGGCGUAGAGAGCUUAGCAGACGAGUUCCUAACGAGGUAGAUAAGAUCCACUAUAAAGAGCGGAAAUUUAACGAGCAACAGGAACAGGGCAGGAGGCACUAA
This is a messenger RNA of Penicillium arizonense, 654 nucleotides long. RefSeq lists its product as uncharacterized. Bases 1 to 654 code for a protein of 217 amino acids. The record is from RefSeq and is a predicted model, not a curated record. The transcript has a single exon. NCBI's taxonomy places the organism in Eukaryota, Fungi, Ascomycota, Eurotiomycetes, Eurotiales, Aspergillaceae.